UAUGGAGAAUUAGAUUGUAAAUUAGUAUAUGUAUUUAUUUAGAUUGAUGAUGCAGAGAGAGAUUAAAUUAUUAAAUAAUUGAAACUAGUUUAAGGAAAUGAUGUAAAUAAUUCAUUUUGAACAUCUAUUAGAAAUGUAUUGAUUGUGGUAAAAAAAAUACCAAAUGGGCAUCUGUUACUUUGGGUUUAUUUUUGUGUAUUGAUUGUUCUGGUAAACAUAGAGAAUAUGGUGUUCGUUAUACAUUUGCAAGGUUAAAAAUUCAUUUAAGUUUAGAUCUCUUACUUUGGAUUCUUGGUCAAGAAAAUAAAUUACAUUCCUUCAAGUAGGAGGCAAUGAAAAAGCCUUGGAAUAUUUUUAAAGUGUUGGAUUAAUUGGUCCAGGAUGUAGUCAAAUUGAUUACAAAAGUCCUCUAGUUGAAAAAUACAAAUAAGAACUUCUUAAAUAAGUACUCUGAUUUGGUGUAUUAGCCUUGUGUGAAGAAAAGCUGAAUAUAAUUCGUCCAUCACUUAUUCCAAGUCCUGUUAAAAUAGCUCAAACAUCAGAAAAACAAGCUUAAAAUAAAGAAGAAGAAUCUCCAAUAAAAGAAUAACCUAAGCAAGUGUUUUAAAACAAUUUGUUAUAAGAAGAAGCAAUAGUGACUAAGAAAAGUAAUAAAAUUGUAUUUGCUGAUAAUGCGAAACCAUAAGCUGUAUCUGGCAAAGCAGUUUAAGGUAAGAAAUUAGCUGACGUGGACUUCGAUUCAUUAUAAUUUGAUGAUCCAUUUUCAAAUCCAUUUAAUAAUGAUCCAUUCAAAUCUGAUUCCAAUAAAAUAGAAUAGCAAUAAUAAGAUGAACCUAAAGUAAUUAUUAAAUAAACUCAAUAACCUACUUAAACAAUUCCAUAAAGUAAUGAAACUUUGGAAAAAUUGAAAGAUAAGAAUGUCAAAUCAAUAUCAUCUGAAACAUUAUUCUAAUCUUAAGAUAGGUAAUUAAGUUAUAUUAAUUAUUAUUAGUGAAUAAAAUAAAUAGAAUAUAUAUAAAUUCAAUGGAUAAACUGCUAUAUCUAGUAAAUAAUUUUUUGGAGAAAAAGAAGAGGAUUCAGAAGAUUCAUCAUAAAGUAUAUUUAAAAUCAUAUAUUAGAAAUGGAUUAAUUUAAGAAUAUGUUUAAUUUUGCAACUGAAAAAACUAUGGAGACAUUUGGUACUGUUAAAGAAAGAGCAGGAGGUAUUUGGGAGAAUUUAAAAACAAAAUUCAAUAAAUAAUGAU
Paramecium pentaurelia is the source of this 1244-nucleotide messenger RNA. Lineage: Eukaryota; Ciliophora; Oligohymenophorea; Peniculida; Parameciidae. The record is from the annotation of a GenBank genome assembly.